Homarus americanus (American lobster) is the source of this 525-nucleotide messenger RNA. RefSeq names its product abasic site processing protein HMCES-like. The record is from RefSeq and is a predicted model, not a curated record. Gene Ontology annotation, molecular function: single-stranded DNA binding. Lineage: Eukaryota; Metazoa; Arthropoda; Malacostraca; Decapoda; Nephropidae. Gene Ontology annotation, biological process: DNA damage response.
UUGUAGAUGGCAACACUGAGGAGCGUACACAGUUCAAGUUGACACUUGUAUAUGCUUUCUGUAACUCGUAUACUUCAAUUGGGAGAUAUUUUUUGUGCGCUGAAGGAUCCCAUACCUUACCCUUGUCUAAACAAUGUGUGGUAGAACAGCUUGCACUCUAGGACCAGAUGAGCUUUGCAAAGCUUGUAGCACACAAAUAGUGACCAGUGAUGGCAAGAAGCAGUAUCAAGCUCCUCAAUGGCAGGACCACCCUGGAAAUUAUUCUUAUACACCAUCAUGCAAUAUGGCUCCAUCACGCUUCACACCUGUUAUGAUAAGUGAGCAUCAUGUGCGUGGAACAAAGAGAGCAAUAGAAGGUGAAGGACUGUCACCGCAAUAUGUCAUACAUCCCAUGAUGUGGGGGCUUAUUCCUCCAUACUAUAAGGGAUCAUCUCGCACUGGUCAUGGCUACAGCACCACCAACUGUAGAUAUGAAGGCAUUGAGGAGAAGAAAACAUAUAAACCUUCUCUUACUAAGGGACAAAG